AUGACUGCACCGCGGCUGACUGCACCGCAGAUGACUGCACCGCAGACGGCGUCCUUGAGUCAGCCGUCGCCACGUCAACCUUUAUUGGGUCAGCCGUUGACGUCUUCGAGCAACUUGGGAGGCGAGCCGUUGGGGUCACCAUCGCCGUCGGGGUCGCCGUUGGGGCGUGUGUUGCGCCAGGAUUACGACCCGGUGAGCGGCCAGUACAUCAAGUACGUCGAGAAGCUGGUUCCGGAGGAGCGGAUUGUGGAGAUUCCAGUUGUGCAGUACGUGGACGUUGUGAAGGAGGUGCCUGACGUUCAGGUGAAGACAGUGGAGAAGGAGGUUGAGGAAUUGUAUGUGGACGAGGUGGUUCGUGAGGUUCCUAUAAUUCACGAAGAGGAAGUGCUGAAACACGUUUCGGUAAAGAAGGUGGUACAGGUGCCUGUCGAAAAGACGGUAGAGAAACCCGUCGAUACUGUAGUAGUAAGGGAGCAGGUCGUGGAGAUACCAGGUGAGAUUAUUGAGCAAGAAAACCAUUUCGAAGUUCAGAACAAGAUUGUGAUUCCACGGUACCGUGACCAUAUCGUGCCAACUGUAUACCGACAGAUUGUGCAGCCAGAGUUUAAAACAGUGGACAGUGCCGUGGAUGUGCCUGUCUACGACUAUGACCCCGUUUUGUGUAAGGUUCUAGUGCAUAUUCCAAAGCCCGUUAAACAGCCGGUCUGGUUUAAUGGUCUCAAAGCUCAGGACCACAAAUGGAUGUCUCCGAAUGCGCUAUCCAAUGGGCAGUAUAACGGACUGGUUCGUUCUUGUAACCAGUCGCUGGUAGAAGCUAGCGGACAGAGUGACAAGUAUUUGACAGGUUUGCUCCUGGAAGAUUUCACCGGCAGGCCCAUUCCUAGCAGUAAUGAACCUAUAGACAUCCAGAUACGGAAGCCCGUACCGCCCUUGAGGUUACCCAAGGGGCCAAGGCCAGAUCCUCGAGUCAUCCAUAAUAGUGUAUACGUAAACGCAAUUGCCCGUGAAGCUGGUAGCUUGACCAGGAAGCCAAACCCUGACUUCAUACCCGCCAUCGGAGCUCUCAAGACCAUGCGGAAUUUCAAGUACUCCGACCCUACAUACGAACGAUACCUGAAGGACCAUCAUAACUAUUUCGGAACCACUGGACAAGUCCUUAACUCCACUCGGAACGGAGCGGUAACUGCUCGUGGAAUGACUCCCUAUCAUGCCUCCUCCCCACCGGUCACAAAUCACGCAGGAACGCCUGCUCUGGAAGCAGAGUCUGCGCCGAAACGGCCAAGUACCGAAAGGCUCGGACCUGUCUCCAGAUCUGCACCCAGAUCUAGACCUAGGCUUGAGACCAGAUCUGCAAAUCAUGCCAGUCCUAUUACCAGCUAUCAUGUGAGUCCUCAAAGAACGGGCUCGUCAACCAACAAGCAUGCCGCACGCAAGUCCUUCGGUGCAGACAUCAAUUAUUCUAACAAAACCAACUUAGAGGAAUUCGCCAGAGUCGCUCGAGCUGCAACGGAUUGCCGCACACAUAGAGUCCAUAGCGACUCUCCACGGAAAGCACCAACCAUCAAAUUAUAG
Gregarina niphandrodes is the source of this 1572-nucleotide messenger RNA. Its product is annotated as inner membrane complex protein. The transcript has a single exon. NCBI's taxonomy places the organism in Eukaryota, Apicomplexa, Conoidasida, Eugregarinorida, Gregarinidae. The coding region runs from base 1 to 1572 and encodes 523 amino acids. The record is from RefSeq and is a predicted model, not a curated record.